Messenger RNA from Penicillium crustosum, 1059 nucleotides. RefSeq lists its product as uncharacterized. Gene Ontology annotation, molecular function: catalytic activity. Lineage: Eukaryota; Fungi; Ascomycota; Eurotiomycetes; Eurotiales; Aspergillaceae. The coding region runs from base 1 to 1059 and encodes 352 amino acids. The transcript is spliced from 3 exons. The record is from RefSeq and is a predicted model, not a curated record.
AUGCGUCUCACUCUAGUGUCAAUGCUGUUGGGAACUGCCCUUGGCAUCCAUCAUGGGCAGCCAACUGCAACCAACUCUACAAAGUACAAUAAUUUGACUGUCGCCAUAGUCCGAGCGCCACCAGCAAACUGGCCGCUUCCCGUGAUGAACAAGAACUGGACGGACGUGAAAUUCGAUCUCAACCAGACGGUAGUCAAAGCCACCCACCUUAUCGAAGAUGCUGCCAACGCUGGAGCCAAUCUGGUUGUCUUCCCUGAGCUAUGGUUCCCCGGGUAUCCUAAAGGCAUCGCGGACAGCACAUCCAUGAAAGACCAUAUCCAAAACUACUUUGACAACUCUCUGAUCGUCGGCAGCCCCCAAUGGGACACCCUCAUUACUGCCGCCAAGCAUAACCAGGUUUACAUCGUGCCAGCAUUCUCGCAUCGCGAAGGUGACCUCAUCUACAUGGCGCAAGCACUCAUUUCGCCGGAGGGCGAGGUCCUUUUGCUGCGCCACAAGCUGCGACCAUCAGGAGGUGAACGUGAGAUCUGGUCCGACGGAACCAUCGAAGAUCUCAAAGUGAUCGCGACUCCGUACGGCCGCUGGGGUCUGUUGGAAUGCUGGGAACAUUUCCACCCCGCUAUGACCUUCAAUGUCCAGUCCCAGAAGGAGACACUACACAUCGCAUCCUGGCCAUUCACUCCUAACGAAGGUGAUUCUGACGCAUUGGCCUUUGAGGCUGCCGAGGUGAAUGUGGCCGCCGCGCGGACCUACGCUGUCAACACAGGCGCACCCCUUGCUUUUGCUUCUGUCGGAAACGUACGCUUCAUCGGCAGUGAUGGUCUUGAUGGCAAGGUGGUUAAUGCCUCGGUCUCCUUUGAGGAUGUACCCUUGGUGUUCGCAUCCUUCAACACGACGGGGCUUGCAGAGACGGCACCGUAUGAUGCCGACGCGGAGCAGUCUUGGGGAAUACUGGGACAGAUCAAUGCGGGAUUCCCAUCGUAUAUUCCAAACGUUCUGGGUAAACUGGUUCCGCGUAGGAAGAUUUCCAUCUCGAAACUUCUUGCCCGUGCUGGGUGA